GCAAGAUGGAGGCCGCGCAGAGGACGUCGCCUGGGCCGAGGCAGCCACUGCCUGGAGCACCUAGCCCCGGCGCUUAAGCCCUGCUGGUCCCGGAUCACCUGCCCCGACCCGGCCCAGCUCCGGCCCCGCAGCCCGGUGGUCCGUCUUGGGCCGGCGGCCCCCUGCCAGCGGCCGCCGCCGGCCCCGCCCCCGGGCACCAUGCUGCCCUCGCAGGAGGCCUCCAAGCUCUACCAUGAGCACUACAUGCGGAACUCGCGGGCCAUCGGCGUGCUAUGGGCCAUCUUCACCAUCUGCUUCGCCAUCAUCAACGUGGUGGUCUUCAUCCAGCCCUACUGGGUGGGCGACAGCGUGAGCACUCCCAAGCCUGGCUACUUCGGCCUCUUCCACUACUGCGUGGGCAGCGGGCUAGCGGGCCGCGAGCUCACCUGCCGGGGCUCUUUCACCGACUUCAGCACCAUCCCGUCCAGCGCCUUCAAGGCGGCCGCCUUCUUCGUGUUGCUUUCCAUGGUGCUGAUUCUCGGCUGCAUCACCUGCUUCGCUCUUUUCUUCUUCUGCAACACCGCUACCGUCUACAAGAUCUGCGCCUGGAUGCAGCUUUUGGCAGCCCUGUGCCUCGUCUUGGGCUGCAUGAUCUUCCCUGAUGGCUGGGACGCUGAGACCAUCCGGGACAUGUGCGGGGCCAGGACGGGGAAGUACUCCCUUGGAGACUGUUCGGUGCGCUGGGCGUACAUUCUGGCCAUCAUCGGCAUCCUCAACGCACUCAUCCUGUCCUUCCUCGCCUUCGUGCUGGGCAACCGGCAGACGGACCUGCUGCAGGAGGAGCUCAAACAGGAGAGCAAAGAUUUCGUGGGCACUACAGUAAGUUCUGUGUUGCGGCCUGGAGGCGACGUCUCUGGAUGGGGAGUCCUGCCAUGUCCCGUUGCUCAUACACAGGGACCCUGAAAGCCAGGAUUGUAGCUCAGGAGUUGGCCUGACCUCGGCAUAUUCCGUCUGCUGCCCUCCCAUUCCUGCGUUCAAGCUCCAGACCCAAAUCUCGGACUGACUGCACAUGAACCUCCAGACUCCGAAGAGAGGCAGGGUUGGGUGGCAGCCUGGCAGAAGGCAGAGGCACUUGAGAUCCUGAGAGAGCCUGACUCCGGCCCUGCCUCCAUUUGACCUGAGGGAGCCUGGGUCUCCCUCUCUGGUCCCUUGGUUUCUUUCUCUCCCAUGUAGACUAUCUGGAGGUCCCUGAGGAAUUCCAGGGGAAGGAGGACCUGCUGUGCAAUCUCCUCGGACCCCUUCAAGUCUGGAGGGCAACCUGCUGCGUCCUUGCCUCCUCAGUCCCGGUCUCCUAAAGAGACUUAUUCAAGACACUGCCCCAGGAGGGCCAGACUCUUUCCUACUUUAUUUUUAUUUGCUGAUGAUGGUCCCACCACAUCUGCCACAAAGCUCCAGGUGCCACCAGCCCCCCCGACGGGGCCUCCUCUGACUCCCAAAUUCAAGCCUGCACCCAGCUCUCAAAGGAAUCUGAGCCUUGCUGAGGGAGAAAGCACAGGGUCUUCCUUUCUGCUGCUGGUAGUCCCUCCUUAGCUCAGAGUCUGAGGGGAGACACGGGCUCUGGAGGCUGUGGGAGGGGCAGCUAUUCUCAGCAGCUGCAGCUCCCCAGCCUGGGGCUGGCUUGGCCUCUUCUCCACUGGGAUAGCUCACCAGUGACUGGACUCACGACCCAUGACCCAUGACCCAGGCCUGUUUUGUACAUCAUAGACUUCUCGGGCCCACCGUCAGGGUUGGCGGCUGUGGAGAGAGGCACAGAGGCGGGGUUAGAGGAAACUUCUCCCCUUCUCAUGCUUCCUACACCCCGGAUAUCUGCCAAAGGCAGAGACUGUCUUGUGUCUUUGAUACUUUUCUGCCUAACUUGAACUUGCAGGUCACCUCUGAACAGGGUACCCCUGUCCCCAGCCCAGACCCUGUUACCCAGUCCCUGCCUCUUUCUUCUCCUUGCCCACUUCUCGCCUUGUGAUAUGCCCAGGGUCUGCAACCUCAUGGGCAGUGCUUGGAGCUGAGGUGUGUGUGUGUGUGUGUAUGUGUGUGAGUGUGUGUAUGUGUGUGUGUGUGCGCACGCUCGAGUGUGUGUUCGAGUGUGUGUGCGUGUGUGCUAGGGAAGGGCAGAUGAGAAGCUCUCUCUUUUUCUCCCACCGUAGGGGCUACUCCCUCCCCCUCAGCAGAGAGAAAAUGAGGGAGAUUCCAGGUGAUUUUUUUUUUUUUAACCAUCCUUGGUUACCUAACUGGUGGCAGAGCCAUCUAGUCAUGGACAAGCCUUCAGUCCCCUGUGGAGAGGGUGGGGCGGACUACCUUUAUCUAACACCAUGUCUCCUGGGUCACCUGCUGCUUGGUCCCUGUGUGGAGGAGUGUGUGCCCCCUAGAGGCUCUACAGGAGGCUUGUCACUUCUGUGUAUGAUGUGGACCUCAGCUGCAGUUGGAAGAGUGGCUA
Molecule: messenger RNA, 2470 nt
Organism: Psammomys obesus (fat sand rat)
Lineage: Eukaryota; Metazoa; Chordata; Mammalia; Rodentia; Muridae
Gene: Lhfpl4
Product: LHFPL tetraspan subfamily member 4
Exons: 4
Coding region: 199-942 (247 amino acids)
Biological process (GO): sensory perception of sound; gamma-aminobutyric acid receptor clustering
Cellular component (GO): postsynaptic membrane; inhibitory synapse; plasma membrane
Molecular function (GO): GABA receptor binding
Source: RefSeq, a predicted model, not a curated record